Messenger RNA from Tetrahymena thermophila SB210, 933 nucleotides. RefSeq names its product STOP protein. Gene Ontology annotation, molecular function: microtubule binding. The transcript has a single exon. The record is from RefSeq and is a predicted model, not a curated record. Lineage: Eukaryota; Ciliophora; Oligohymenophorea; Hymenostomatida; Tetrahymenidae.
AAUUAUUUGAUUAAUAAAUAAAUAAAUUUUUUUUUUCUCUAAAAGGAAAAGAAUAACAAAAGCUUAGAUAAAUAAAUAUUAAGUAGGAUUUUCAAGAUGAGUGCUAAAUAUCAAACCCCUUAAAAAAAUGGCCAUCAUUAAAGCUCUUACAGCUUUGAUUCACCAAACUAACACAUCUCUGGUAAGUGUGUUUGUGAAAUUUGUACUUGUAAUAAGCAUAGAUGUCCUCCAAAACCUAUGAGCUACGCUCCUGAUAUCAUUAAAUCCACAUUUAAGAAUGACUAUCCUGCAUAUGAUAUUAACAAAGAACCAGUUAAGAAAUCAGGCCAUAAGUAUGCUCCUACAAACUACUCUCCAGAUCUCAUCAAAAGUAAUUACUAAAAUGACUACACCCCUCACAAGGUUUCUCCUCCUUAAAAGCGUGAGUAGAAUCCAUAUAUUAAUUCUAAUACUCCUUUCAAUGGAGAUACUGAAUAUAAAGUUAGCUACAUUAAAAAUGACGUCCCUCCUGCUUAGCCUUAUAAGCACAACGUUAACAAAAACUAAUAUAAUGUUCCCUUUAACGCUAACUCUACUUACCAAGAAUGCUAUAAGGGUCAUGAAGGUCACAGACCUGAUCACAAUAUACCUAAAUAUCUUUCCUAGACAGGUAAUAAUACUCAUGUUCCAUUCAAUGGAACUUCAACCUACAAAUAGGAAUAUAUCUAGCACGACAUUCCAAGAACCGAAAACUCUGGUAAAAAAUCUAACACUUACCACAACUCUACUCCAUUCGACGGAAAAACUUCUUACUAAUAAGAUUAUAUUAAGCACAAAUAGCAUGCAUAUGAAAAAGAAAGAUGUAAAAUCUACGAAUUACCUCCCAGACCUCGUAACUGUUCUCCUGGUAAAAAUCAUAUCCAUUAUCAAGCAGAAACAAAUCACUGGGAUUGA